Molecule: messenger RNA, 1092 nt
Organism: Dictyostelium discoideum AX4
Lineage: Eukaryota; Evosea; Eumycetozoa; Dictyosteliales; Dictyosteliaceae
Gene: dmtA
Product: des-methyl-DIF-1 methyltransferase
Exons: 2
Coding region: 1-1092 (363 amino acids)
Molecular function (GO): protein dimerization activity; O-methyltransferase activity; methyltransferase activity
Source: RefSeq, a predicted model, not a curated record
AUGAUUUCAAAUUCGGAUUGUGAUGAAAAUUUAAUUAAACAACAACAGCAAGAAAUACAAGAUAAGAAUUUUUUAAUUGAUGUUGCCAUUGGGUAUACAAAAUCAAAUGCUCUUAGUUGUGCAUUAAAAUAUAAAAUUCCACAAUUAUUGGAAGAUAAAUCAAAAUCAUGUAAAGAAUUAUCCGAGAUUUUAAAAGUUAAUUGUGAUAAUUUAUAUAGAUUAUUAAGAACAUUAUCAACCAUUGGUAUUUUCAUUGAAGAUGAAGUGGAGGAUGGAGUCUUCAGAAAUUCAAGAUUAUCAAAUUUACUUAGAAAUUCAAAUUCUGAUAGCUGGGUUAACAAUGUGUACCUCCAAUCACAUCCAAAUGUAAUUCAAUCAUUUAUGUAUUUAGAUAAAACCAUUGAAUGCGGUACUAGUCAAGGUAUGACCAGCCAAGGAUUUUCAAGUGCAUGGGAACUCUUUGAAAAAGAUAAAUCGUUGAACGCCCAUUUUCAUAACACAAUGACUAGUUUCACUUCUGAUGAAAUUAAAACAAUUUUAGAGUAUAUUGAUUUCAAUCAAUAUAAAUCAAUCGUUGAUUUGGGUGGUUCUUCUGGUGAAUUGUUAAAAUCAAUUGCUAAAAGUUCAAGAGGUCAAUUAGUUGAAUCUUUUAUUAAUUUCGAUUUACCAUUGGUAAUUAAUCAAAACAAAGUUAACAAUGAAAAUGGUGCUGCUGAAUUUGAUAAACGUUAUUCUGAAGUUGCUUCCGAUUUAUUUGUUGAUUCUGAUUAUCCUUCUGCCGAUUGUUAUACUUUGAAAUUUAUUUUUCAUAUGUUUAAUGAUGAUAAAGUUUUAACAAUUUUGGAUAAAAUUUCAAAAUCAAUUAAACCAAAUGGUAAAGUUUAUGUUUUUGAUCAUAUAGUUCAACCAAAAAAUCAACCAUAUGCUCCAUUCUAUUUUGAUUUACAAAUGAUAGUAAAUUUUAAUGGUAAAGAGAGAUCUCAAAAUGAAUGGAAAACUAUAUUCGAAAAAUCACCAUUUAAAAUCGAUACAAUUUUAAUCCUUCCAGAUAGUAAAAGAAUGUCUGUCAUUGAAUUAUCUUUAAAACAAUAG